AUGAGAGCCGACUUGUUUUGGUUCUUUGUAGCCCCAUCAAUCCUGUUCGCAUCGUCAGAUGCCAGGACAUGCUAUCUGCCGACAGGUGAAAUUGCUGAGAAUGAUGCGCCUUGUUUUCCUCAAAACCCCGAGUCCUCAUGCUGCGGUGGAAGCACCUAUGUCUGCGCUACAAAUAACAUGUGCGCUUACUAUGAUGGCUCCUACUACAUCAUCGGUAGCUGCACGGACAAGACGUGGAACUCACCGGCUUGCUCAUCUUAUUGCUACUUUCGGGAUCACAUCCACAACUCUGUCUUCAGAUGUGCAGCGUAUGAUGACACAUACUGCUGUGCGGAUGGGCCGCCCUGCAACUGUACCACGAGGGCGAAUACUCAGAAAAUAUUGGACUUUCUGCCCCCAUACUCCGAGCUUGUCGGCUCAUCGGUCGCUCUCAACACAGACGUAGCCACAACCACGUUGCUGACGCCAGUUGGGGCGAAACGAACAACCUCAUAUUCCACGUCGCUAGAAUCGUCAACAUCCGCAACAUUGACAACGACGGGCUCUACAGCGUCAGCCACAGUCGGUCCUCAGGUUCCUACCGAAGAUGCCAUGAGCGACACGGGCCUGAAAGUUGGACUGGGCGUGGGCAUUCCACUAUUGGCAAUUGGGCUUGUCUUAGGCGCUUUGCUCUUGCGAACCAAGAGGAAGUCUCAAGCGACCCGCCACAGCAGCAACUAUCCGGAGCAGGGAGACGUUACGAUGGGCCUGGCAUCCCCCCACUCGCAGCCAGAGAUACGGCAUGAAGCUCCAGUCGCGAACGGAGAGUACUAUAACACUGCCUACAAGCCGUUCCGGACAGGGCCGGUGUUUGAAGCACCGAACGAGCUAUCAAGGGACCAUUCUCCAGAGUGA
Messenger RNA from Uncinocarpus reesii 1704, 894 nucleotides. RefSeq lists its product as uncharacterized. The transcript is spliced from 3 exons. NCBI's taxonomy places the organism in Eukaryota, Fungi, Ascomycota, Eurotiomycetes, Onygenales, Onygenaceae. The coding region runs from base 1 to 894 and encodes 297 amino acids. The record is from RefSeq and is a predicted model, not a curated record.